Messenger RNA from Conger conger (European conger), 3034 nucleotides. RefSeq names its product proprotein convertase subtilisin/kexin type 1 inhibitor, like (gene pcsk1nl). Gene Ontology annotation, molecular function: endopeptidase inhibitor activity. The coding region runs from base 119 to 1126 and encodes 335 amino acids. Lineage: Eukaryota; Metazoa; Chordata; Actinopteri; Anguilliformes; Congridae. Gene Ontology annotation, biological process: negative regulation of endopeptidase activity. The transcript is spliced from 3 exons. The record is from RefSeq and is a predicted model, not a curated record.
CUCUCCAGGCCCGUCCCUCUGCAGCCCCCUCCCUCUCCUGUAUAUCUGCCGCCAUCUCAGCCUCCCCAAGCGGCAGCGUUUCCCUCAGAGCUGGGGCAGCCUCAUUCUCUCCUCCAGGAUGUCGGGCCCUGUGACCGGUGUAGUCUUUCUGCUGCUCUCCAUCACCCUCCUCCUCCCGCCACGGCGCCUGGAAGCCAAGUCACUGUCUGGUUCCCGAGGCUCAGGAGGGAUUCUGCGCCUCCGUCGUGAACUUCGCGAUUCCCUGCCCUACGAGGCCCAGAUGAUGUCAUACUCUCCCGCCGCGAGCGUGGAGGGGCGGGGUAACGAGCUAUACUACCCGCAAGAGGGCUGGAGGGGGCAGGGCAUGGGACAGGCCCUGCAGCGAUUGGCGGAAGACGAUCGAAGGCGGGACCAGGAGGCGGCCUACCUGAGUGGCCUGCUCCGUCUCCUUAGCGACGGCGACACUGACGUCCCAAGGGCGGUAGAGGAAGAGGACGAGGAGGAGGAGGAAGGCCCCGGGGACUUCCAGGGGCCGUACCCGCCAGAUUACGACGAGACGGAGCAGGGGCUGAGCAUGGCCAAGCCCCAGGUUGCGUGGCAGGGCCUCCUGGACCCCCAGCUCACCCAGGCCCUGCUGAACCGCUACAGGCAGGAGAGACUGCUCCGGGCCGGGCUGAGAGAGAACAGGCUGCAGGACGCCCGCGGAGACGCUGGGACUGCAGAGAAGGAGGAAGAGAUACUGAGAUACCUUGUUGGGCGUGUCCUGUCCAGCCUGGCGUCCGACAGCACCCAGAGCUCCCCGUCCCGCCUUUCGAAGCGGGACCUGGGGGCCGUGGGCGGGGGCAGCGCAGGGAGCCGGGGGCUGAAGAGAUCCCGCCGCUCGCUGGACUCCGCGUUGCCCCCCUCCAAGAGCGAGCCCUCCCUGCUGAGGGUGAAGAGGCUGGGCGACGAGGAAGACAAGAUGGCCGCCGGACCCCCGCCAGGGGCCCGCGGCGGGGGGCUGCAGAGGAUCAAACGCAUCGACAGCGAUCCGCAGCAGGGGGCGAAACACAGUCGCAGGCGGCGGGCCUUGACCUAUGACCCCAACCUGCUGGCUCAGCGCAUCCUGCAGUAUCUUCCACAGUAGGGUGGCGAGAGAGAGAGAGAGAGACAUGGCCGCUACAUUAACACCUGCACCUGCCUACACGUUGCAAACGGACAUCCAUGUUAACAAAGAAAACUAUCCCAGCUUGCAAGGAAAGAGUCAAAGCUGUCUGCACCCAUUAAACCUUGCCUCCAGAGAAACAAAGCUAAAUAAAAAAUCCCCCCCAAAAAAAGAAUAAAAAUCCAGUCUAUGUUAAAAGUUACUCUGCUUCAAUAUAAUAAAAAUGCUAAGUGUGUUUGGAGCAACUGCUGAGCGAUGGGUCUGUCACUGUAUUCUUUUGUUAGUCAGUCCUUUCUCAAUCAGUAACUCAAAUAUUUGGGGAAAACAAUCAGAAAAGAAAACAGGAAAAACUUUUAUUUUAUUUUAUAUGGUCCGGUAUCACUCUGGAACUGAGAGAAAGAGAGACGAAAUAGCUGAAAUAAUAUCAAAUUGAUGCCAUUUACCAUUUCAAUCCAUUUAAAUUGCGCUCCAGUAGAGAGGUGAAUGAAACUGCAGUCAGUAAACCCUUUUGGCUGUUCCCAGGUGCUAAUUUUGGACGACGCUGUGUUUUUGUGUGAAGCUGUAAUUGGAUUUUAGCCCAGCCUCUUUUUAUAUUCUAAUUCAAAAAUUUAGUCUAGAUGAAAACCAGUGGGGGAAAACACACAGACAGAACUUCCUUAUCAUAUAACAAAUAUUUUUGCAGUUUGUGGUUUGAAUACUGCUUUUUAGCUUUAUUUGACAAACAAAAUAAUGUUAAACCUCCAAAGUACUGAAAUACCAGUGAUCUUUCUACACAUCUUCAUAAGGGGUAACGUUUUUGCCUGCAGAUGUAUUUGUGCAACAGAAAACAUGUAGGUAUUUAUUUUUACCUUCACUGAACACCAUUGGGACUCAGCAGAGCCGUUCUUUAGUCCCAUCUGCCCCAGUGUGAGGGCACAAACACAAUUCACAAACGUACCAUCAAUAUCAAGAUACUGGGUACUGCAUGUAUCCCACUCAAAACCGUAAAAGAUCAUAAACAGUUUAUCAUCACGGCACAUUCAUUCUCAGAGCAAAUAUAGCAGUUGUCGCACCAGCCCAUUGAAAAGAGCAUGUGAGGCCAUCACCUAGCUUCAGAGCAGACAAUGAAUGCAUAUAUCUAUGUACAGCAGUACAGGGAACCAGACAGUGAGAAAAGGAGAAAGAGCUGUUGGUCAUUCAAAAGAAUAUGGCAAUGUAUUUAAAACACAUAAAACACAUUUAAUACACAGUUAUGACAUCAAAAGUCGGCAGACGUUCUCUGUGAAAGGACUCAGGGAGAUGGGAAACAGGACUGGGAGCGCAUGCUCAGUUUUGCGGUUGCGACCGCUGCCUUCAGGACAGAAAUAACCAGGAGAAAUUAACCCCCUGCUCCAGGGUGCACAGCCCAGCACAGGCCCACGGAUAUCCUAACUGUGUCCCGGCUCGCCGAUCUCCAUUUGAGCAAUACUGUUUACUCCCUUCUGCUUCACCUGUAGCUUGCGCUAAUGCCAACGUAAACCCUCCUCUGCAUCAUAAGGCUCACCUCGUCCCACUUCAGUAUCUCAAUAUCUUUUGAUCAUGUUUUAUUCUGUGACUAAAAGCAGUGGUUCCGAUUAUUGUAGCUUUAUUGAUAUGUGUGCAGUCCGAGAUCUUGUACAAAAAUACAGUUGCUUAUUGAAUUUUUUGCAGACUGGAUCACAGUAUAUGAUAAUAAAUUUCUAUGUGAAAAUGUGCUGUUCGUUUCCUGUUGCAGUUUAAAGCCCAGCUUGCUUUACAAAAUAUUUGUGUUCAACUAUUGCUGUUAUUAAUUGAUGUGAAAUAAAUUCCCUCAAACUGCAAGCAUGCUUAGAACAAGAAGUCAUGCUAUCAUCACACAAAGAACAAGAAAUAAAUCUUGGAUUUGAGAUGCAA